AUGACGUCCAUCCUCUCUGCUCUUCUCUGCCUCGGUCUGAGUCUGGACCAGAGGACCCGUGUGCAGGCAGAGACCCACCCCAAACCCACCAUCUGGGCUGAGCCAGGCCCUGUGAUCCCCUGGGGGAGCUCCGUGACCUUCUGGUGUCAGGGGACCCCACGGGCUGAGGAGUACUGUCUGUAUAAAGAGGCAAGCACAGCAUCCUGGUACCAACAGAAGACACUGGAUCCCGGGGACAGAGCCAAGUUCUCCAUCACAUACAUGACAAAUCCUGAUGCAGGGAGAUAUCGCUGUUACUAUCGCAGUCUCAGUGGCCAGUCAGAGCUCAGUGACCCCCUGGAGCUGGCGGUGACAGGAGCCUUCAACAAACCCAGCCUCUCAGCCCUGCCCAGCCCUGUGGUGACCUCAGGAGGGAAGGUGACCCUCCAGUGUGGCUCAGGGCAGGGAUUUCACAGGUUCAUUCUGACUAAGGAAGGAGAUCACAGGCUAUACAGGAAACUGAACUCACAGCCACAGCCCAUUGUGCAGUACCAGGCCCUGUUCCCUGUUGGCCCUGUGACCCCCACACAGAGGUGGAGGUUCAGAUGCUAUGGCUGCUACAGGAACAGACCCUACGUGUGGUCACUCCCCAGUGAUGCCCUGGAGCUCCUGGUUCCAGGUGAGUCUGAGAAGCCCUCCCUCCUGAGCCAGCAGGGCCCCAUCGUGGCCUCUGGACAGAGCCUGACCCUCCAGUGUCGCUCUGAUGUCGGCUAUGACAGAUUCGCUCUGUACAAGGAGGGGGGAAGGGACCUCCCCCAGAGCCUCGUCCUGCAGCCCCAGGCUGGGCUCUCUCAGGCCCACUUCCCCCUGGGCACUGUGAGCAGCUCCCACGGGGGCCGGUACAGAUGCUACGGUGGAUACAACCUCUCCUCUGAGUGGUCGGCCCCCAGUGACCCCCUGGACAUCCUGGUGGCAGGAAACCUGUCUCACAGACCAUCCCUCUCAGUGCAGCCAGGCCCCAGGGUGGCCUCAGGAGAGAAUGUGACGCUGCUGUGUCAGUCACGGAGCCCAAGGGACAUGUUUCUUCUGUCCAAGGAGGGGGCAGCCGAUCCCCCCCUUCGUCUGAGAUCAGAGCACCGUGGUUGGCAGUUCCAGGCAGAGUUCUCCAUGAGCCCUGUGACCUCAGCCCACGGGGGCACCUACAGGUGCUACAGCUCAUACAGCACCUCCCCCUUCCUGCUGUCACCCCCCAGUGAGUCUGUGAAGCUCUUGGUCUCAGUUUCCCAGCCCCACGACUACACCGUGGGAAAUCCCGUCCGGAUGGGUGUGGUUGGCUUGGUCCUGGUGGUGCUCGGGGUGCUGCUAUUUCUGGCUCAAAACAGCCAGAGAAGGACCCACAAUGCCACCAGGGUGUGA
Myotis daubentonii (Daubenton's bat) is the source of this 1395-nucleotide messenger RNA. Its product is annotated as leukocyte immunoglobulin-like receptor subfamily A member 6. The record is from RefSeq and is a predicted model, not a curated record. Gene Ontology annotation, cellular component: plasma membrane. Gene Ontology annotation, biological process: immune response-regulating signaling pathway; cytokine-mediated signaling pathway. Gene Ontology annotation, molecular function: inhibitory MHC class I receptor activity. Lineage: Eukaryota; Metazoa; Chordata; Mammalia; Chiroptera; Vespertilionidae.